Microthlaspi erraticum is the source of this 663-nucleotide messenger RNA. Lineage: Eukaryota; Viridiplantae; Streptophyta; Magnoliopsida; Brassicales; Brassicaceae. The record is from the annotation of a GenBank genome assembly.
AUGGGGACACUUUGGUUUGGAGGAAUCAAGAAACAAGCUUCUCUGUUUCUUCAAGACAAGUACAAUGUUGCUAGACUUGUUCUCACCGAUGUUACAGAAGCUGAGCUGUUAGUGGAAGAAGCGACAAAUGAUGAUCCAUCUUCACCAAAUGCUAAAACGAUGACUAAAAUAGCCGAGGCAUCGUUUGACACAGUGGAUUAUUGGAGAAUCGUGGAUGUUCUGCACAGAAAGUUUGAUUGGGGAGCUCAAGUUCAGAAGAAGGCGGAUCAAAUUCAAACACUUCUUCUAGGGAAAGAGGAAUUGAGAGAAGCUCGUCUCAAAGCUCUUAAAACCACAUCUCAAAUCAAUGGCUUUGGAAACUCCUCCACCCACUCUUCUCCUUCAUCGGAAUUUUUUUCUCCCCGGAGAAGCUCCGAUACAAAACCGACCGAACGAGAUGCUUCUGUAACCGAGUCCGAUUCGUUAAUCGGUUAUGAAGACGAGAGAGAUCGAGCCGCCGCCGGUGAGGAGACGAUGAUCGGCGGAAUCUGCUCUAAGCUCGCCGGAUUUAGUCCUCUGAAGAAACUUCACGGUGGUCGUACGGCGGCGGGGUUUCGUACUUUGUCGAACGUCGAGAGAGUUUCCGGUAAUUGUUACGAUCGCCGGAAUUCUAUUGGCUACUGA